CUGGCGGUGCUCCGCUCGCUGACCCCCCGCCCACACAGCGGCCCGGCAGCCCAUCACCCGUUCGCAAUUAACGCGCGGCUGUAGCUUUAAAGCGGGUGGAAGAGAGCGGUGCCAGGUCCGGCCCCGCCGUACAGCCCUCGCCGCUCAGCCCGCCAUGGGGAUCCGCGCGAUCUUCGUCUUCGUCGUCCUCCUCGCUGUCGCCUCUGCCCGCCGCAAGCUGUUGCUUUUCCUCCUCGACGGUUUCCGCUUCGAUUACAUCGACGAUGCGGAGCUGGAGUCCCUGCCGGGCUUUCGGGACAUCAUCGGCAUGGGAGUGAAGGUGGACUACAUGACCCCCGACUUCCCUAGCCUCUCCUACCCCAACUACUACACGCUGAUGACGGGUCGCCACUGUGAGGUUCAUCAGAUGAUUGGAAACUACAUGUGGGACCAGAAGAUGAAUGUUUCUUUCGAUAUUGGUGUGAAUAAAGAAAGCCUCCUACCUCUCUGGUGGAAUGGAUCGGAGCCUUUGUGGGUCACAAUGAUGAAAGAAAAAAAGAAUGUUUUCAUGUACUACUGGCCAGGUUGUGAGGUUGAAAUCCUUGGAGUCAGACCAAGUUAUUGCCGCGAAUACUUCAGUGUCCCAUCAGACCAAAACUUUGCGGAUGCUAUCAGCGAUGCUCUCGAGGCUCUCCGCAAUGGCAGCGCUGAAAUGGCAGCUGUGUACUACGAGCGCAUCGACGUGGAAGGCCACCACUAUGGCCCCUGGUCCGAGCAGCGGAAGAGUGCUUUGAAGGAGGUGGACAAAGCCAUGAGCAACAUAAUCACACAGAUUAAGAACAAGGGCCUUCAGCAUGACGUCAACGUCCUCCUGUUCUCUGAUCACGGGAUGACAGACAUCUCUUGGACAGACAAAGUGAUCGAACUGAAAAACUACAUCAAUAUGAGUGACACAAUACAAAUGAAGGACCGAGGUCCUGUUGUGAGCCUUUGGCCAGUUCCAGAGAAGCACACGGAGAUAUAUCAAAAAUUGAAAGCUGUAGAACACAUGAAUGUUUACAACAUACAGGAUAUUCCAGAGAGGUUUUUCUAUAAAAAAGGAAAAUUUGUGUCUCCUCUAACUCUUGUGGCUGAGGAGGGAUGGUUCAUAGUAGAGAGCAGGGACAAGUUGCCCUUUUGGGAGAAUGGCACAGGGAAGAGGGAGGCCUGGCAGAACGGCUGGCAUGGCUACGACAAUGAGCUGAUGGAGAUGAGGGGCAUCUUCCUCGCGUAUGGGCCAGAUUUCAGAUCCAAUUACCGCGCGCCUCCCAUCAGAUCUGUGGAUGUUUACAACGUCAUGUGCAGCCUGGCAGGAGUGCAGCCACAGCCAAACAAUGGCUCCUGGUCCAGGGUGGAGUGCAUGCUGAAGAACACGGCUGUCCGCGUGCCACUCUGCACACGGAGCGGCUGUGUGCUGGCACUGACUCUGCUCUUGCUCUUCUGGUUGCUGUGAUCCCCAAACAAUGUUGGUCAGUGUUGCCAGCAACUUGAUUCUUCUUUUUUUUUUUUUCUUUCUUCUUCCUCUCCCUCUCCCCCCUGCAAGAAUUUCUUCAUUUGAAUAAUAGCUUCCUUACUAGCGUGCUGCCCUCACCCAUCUGCUGUGCUGCACCAGGCGUGAAUCUGACCACACUGGCUUUUACACCAGUUUUAAUGCAAAGCCAAUUUGUGUGCUGCUCUAACCACAGCCAGAAAAACUGCUGCUGCUGCUCUGAAUUUACAACACUGGUGACAGGAGCAGGAUUCGGGCCAGCUACCAGCCACAUUUUCUGGUGGGUGCAUAUGGAUACCCCUGGACAUCAGACACAUCUUACCCAGCAAGUUUAACAGAGAAGCUGACCCUGGCUGCUGGCAGUGGGAAGCUCAGGCAUAUAGAGACAGACCUCGAUGAAUUAACCUGAGCUCUUUCAAGUUUGUCCUUUACCCCAGCAGACCUCCACCUUCUCCUCACAGUGCCAGCCAGACCCAGUCUAAACAGACCAAAGAGCCAUGCUCUUUGCUGAGUGAUUUGAGUGCCAACAGAGUUGGAUCAGGAGGAGAGCAGUGAGAGCAUCCUACCUCUCCUAGUCUUUCCUCCUUCACUUUCCCUUAAAGUGAGCCCUGGCACUGCAUGCCCUCAGGACAGGGUUUGCAUCGGGGAGUGCAGCUGGAGAGGGGGAUGCAGAGGGAGAAGAGUGAUGGAAAUCCUUCACAUCAAAAUGAGGAAGAACUUGUAAUGGCACCUGGACACCUAGCACUUAGGACAAAUUACAGUGAGGAAGCCUGCCAUUUAGCACCCUUUCUGUUUUCCUUGGUGAAGAUGAUAUCCACCUGCUUACAUGUUUUGUUUUGUUUUGUUUUGUUUUUCUUUAACCCAAUUGUGUUUCUGAAGAUUUUUGACGCCUCCUGCUUUUCUACCAGCUCCUGCUCUCUGCCAUUAAAGCACUGUGGUAGGUUGCAAACUCCCCUGAUUUUUUUUUUUAGAGGUGGUGUUCUGCAGCAGAGAGAGAGGUUUACACAUAUGCAUUUCUUUCCAUCUCUCCCUCUGUUAAUCCUAGCUACUAUGCCUACUUGGAUUACCAAGCCCAAAGAAAGUUGUAACAGUCAAGUUACAUAGAGCAGGAGAGCAUGGAGCUGCUCUCAGAGGCAGUGCACCUGAAGGGCAAGUCAAAGAUGAUGUAAUCCUGAAAACAUCAACACAGCAGGUGCAGUAAAUCCCUUGAAAAAACAAUUUGCCCUAUUCUUUCACUCCAGUGCAGCCAUGGAUCUUCCCUGGGGCAGUGCUCAGUACAGGGCUGAUAAUGAAGCCAGCAGCACAGCUCUGUGAGCUCAGAAGAUUAAAGCCACCAAUUGUUAAACUGCCCACUUGUCACAGCCCUCGGUGUUAAACAUGGGAUGAAUACAUACCAUGAUGGGUCAGGAGAGGUGGUCUUUUGCAUCAUUAAAUGUCUGCUGUGAAAUUAGCCACUCUAGAACAGAGCUGACAGGAUCUGAUCCUGCAAAGUGUCCUUUCCUCUUUGGGAGGCCGUGGUCUUCUGCAACGCCCUCAGAGGAGCUCAGCGCUUCUCUGAAAUACCUCUGAACCAAGAGCUUUCAGUGAAAAACUGCCUUUAGAAGGAUUUAGAUCCCUCCUUGUGCAAAAUAAACCUCUAAGGCUUGUUAUUCACAUGGAUCCAGAGUCAAGCACCGUUCUGGUACAGUGAGUUUAAGGGUGAAUGAUUACACUAUGAAAAAAAAAAGCACAACAAAUUAAACUUGACAAAAGACUUCUGUAAUAGCUAUAAAGAUUUAUGUAAUGUGUUUUUUAAAGCUCAAGUGAACCAUCAAAUCAAUUGGGAAAAAAAAGGGAGAAAAUCAGUCUUUGUUAUUAGACUGUUGAGUAUAAAAGGCAAUUUAGUGCUUUCUAAGCAUUUGCAGUAGCUGUAAUACAAGCAUCCAGUGUUCAGAGUUCCCUGUUGCUCUUUAAUGAACCAGGCUCAAUGAAUUCACUGGAGCACAUUUUUAAAGCGAGAAAAUUAUCAGCGUACAGAAGAUAACCAAACGACACAAUGGGAAAGUUUUGCUGCAAAACCAACAGGAUACACACAGCGCAGGCGGGUCCCUUCAGUCUGCAGUUUUAACUCUUGCUGCAAAAAUAAUCCAGUAUCCUCUUAUGGAAAAAAAAUCCAGGAAGUGUACAGCUGUAUUCUGAUACGCCUCAAAAUAUACUUGAUCUGUAACACGGAGACUGGGUGGCACACCUACAAGAAGCUCAUUAGCUUCAGGAGUACUACAGUUGGUUACGUUGGAGAAGCGUGGCUUUCUUCCUCUGAAAUUUUGUACCUCUGAAUCAGUUCACAUUCUCAUUCAGUGUCUUCAGCCUGUUUUUCUGUACACUAUGCAACUGAGGUGGGUGUAUUUCUGAAUGAUGUUUUUGUACGACGACUGAUUGUGAAUGCGUGAAUAAUUCUGAGAAUGCUGUUAUAAAAAUACGCAUCUUUUUGUAAAUACUGUAAGAUUUUUGAAAAAAAAAGAAGCAUCCGUAACACCUCGCCUUUCUUGUUUGAUUGCUGCAUCAGUGUGUGAUAAGCAGUGUUUGAAGCAUUUGCUGAUUAAUCAUCAGAAAGAUGAAUGAUAACAUUGUUGAGAAAUGGCAAAGUUGUCAGCAUUUGAAUUAGGGACAUUAAAUACAUCUCAUGAGCUAUUGUA
Molecule: messenger RNA, 4182 nt
Organism: Lagopus leucura (white-tailed ptarmigan)
Lineage: Eukaryota; Metazoa; Chordata; Aves; Galliformes; Phasianidae
Gene: ENPP6
Product: ectonucleotide pyrophosphatase/phosphodiesterase 6
Exons: 8
Coding region: 155-1471 (438 amino acids)
Source: RefSeq, a predicted model, not a curated record